AUGGCUGAUUACAAAUCAAACAGUCGUGAUGAUGUUGACGAUAAUGAAAAAGCACUGGAAGAAUUCGACAACUGGCUGUCAAACACUUCAUCUACCUAUUCCACUACUCAUCCUGGAAGAAAUUACUUAAAAAUUGCUACAAAUUUAAAAUCAGGCCAACGUGGUCUAAUUGCUUGUUGUAAUAUCAAUGCUAAUCAGUGUAUUUACUCUAUCCUGCUGAAGGAUCUACGUUAUAUUCUCACUCCACUAAGAUGCACUUUUCUCCUGAAUACAUGUCAAUGUUUUCUUACGAAUGAGUUUAAACAAAACCACAAAAUCCAGUUAAAUUCAUUUGAUAUUCUUGUCACAUUUAUCUAUCAUUGUAAAUAUUCAAGUAGUGCGCAAAGAGAUUGUUUUAUACAGAAUAUUUGGUCACCGUAUAUCAAUGUUCUACCAAAUCGUUAUCCAAAUCCUGUAUCAUAUAUUCUAUCGUCUACUGAUUAUAAUAACAGUAGUAUAUUCAAUGCGAACUGCACAACAAACUCUUUGCCUUAUUUUCAUUCCUAUGAUAUCAAUAUAGCCUUUAGAAAUAUAUUAAAACGCGUAACAAAAUCAUGGCAUAAUAUUAAACCCCUGUUGUACCAUAAUACUAAUCAAAAUGAGCAUACAAGCGAUACACCGUCGAAUGAAUUUCUAUGGGCAUGGUUUACUGUCAAUUCUCGGUGUGUUUCAUGCCCCAUGAAACAAGAGUCAAUCUUAAAUAUUCAACAAUUUUUUCAAGCCUUGUUUAAACCUUAUUCACAAAGUGAAGGACGUAUUUUGAACAUGAUUAUUGAGAAUAUUAUUCAACUGAAAGAUGAUACUACUUCUACUACUACUACUAAUACUGAUGAUAAUAAUAAUGAUGGGGCACAUACAAUUGCUCUAAUACCAUUUUUUGAUUUUUUCAAUCAUAAUCCAAAUAUUGCUACUAACACUAGGUUGAUUUUAUCAAACGAUACUAAUACAUUGGAAUUAUAUUUAGAUCAAGAAGUUUCUGAAAAUGAACAGGUGAAUGUUUAUAUUUUAUGUGCAAAGAUGGUGUAUUAUUUACUUGAUAUUAUGGCUAAUGAUCUGUAG
Messenger RNA from Trichobilharzia regenti, 1098 nucleotides. NCBI's taxonomy places the organism in Eukaryota, Metazoa, Platyhelminthes, Trematoda, Strigeidida, Schistosomatidae. The record is from the annotation of a GenBank genome assembly.